Messenger RNA from Ziziphus jujuba (common jujube), 1157 nucleotides. Its product is annotated as ras-related protein RABA5e. Gene Ontology annotation, molecular function: GTPase activity; GTP binding. The record is from RefSeq and is a predicted model, not a curated record. Gene Ontology annotation, cellular component: endosome. The transcript is spliced from 2 exons. NCBI's taxonomy places the organism in Eukaryota, Viridiplantae, Streptophyta, Magnoliopsida, Rosales, Rhamnaceae. The coding region runs from base 325 to 987 and encodes 220 amino acids.
AAAAAUCUAUGAUGGUGGCAGAACAUGCGCAAGCAUGUCCAGGCGCCAGCUCAAUCUCUUCAUCAUUGAUUUGCCUUACCUGCUCUCUUUCCCUUUCUCUUUCUCUCUUCAUAAUUUGCACACCCAAAAUCCAUAAAACAGAAGAGAAAUCAAUUCCACUCUCUUUCUCUCUCUCUCUUCUUCUUCUGAAGCGGAGGGGGAAUUGCUUUCUGCAAUACUCUGUACAUUUCUGAACUCCCUUUCUCUCCCAAUUCAAAACCCAAAAGCAGAAAAAAGCCAAACACCCAGACGAAGAAAAAAGAAAAGGAUAAGAAGAAAAACGGCAUGUCGUCUUCAGACGAUGAAGGGUCUGGAGAGGAGUACCUGUUCAAGAUCGUGAUAAUCGGAGACUCUGCGGUGGGCAAAUCGAACUUGCUUUCUCGGUAUGCUAGGAAUGAGUUCAAUAUGCAUUCCAAGGCCACCAUUGGGGUGGAGUUUCAGACCCAGAGUAUGGAUAUUGAUGGAAAAGAGGUCAAAGCCCAGAUUUGGGAUACCGCCGGACAAGAAAGAUUCAGGGCGGUCACGUCGGCCUACUACCGUGGAGCUGUCGGUGCUCUUAUUGUCUAUGACAUUACUCGCCGCACAACCUUUGACAGUGUCGGCCGUUGGCUUGAGGAGCUCAAUACUCACUCAGAUACAACAGUUGCGAGGAUGCUAGUGGGGAACAAAUACGACUUGGAGAAUAUAAGGGAUGUGAGUGUCGAGGAAGGGAAAAGCCUUGCAGAAACAGAAGGCUUGUUUUUCAUGGAGACAUCUGCCCUUGACUCAACAAAUGUUAAAAAGGCUUUCGAGAUUGUUAUUAAAGAAAUAUAUAACAAUGUUAGCCGGAAGGUCCUAAACUCAGAUACUUACAAGGCAGAACUAUCGGUGAACCGGGUAAGCCUCGUUAAUAAUGGGGCAGAUGCAUCAAAGAAAAACCAAAGCUUCUAUUCUUGCUGUUCAAGUUAAACUACUAUUUCAUGUCUCAUAAAAAAAAAGUGUACAAGAUGAGGGCUUUCAAUGGGUUUGUCAAUUCAAUUUGGUUGGUUAAAUUUGUUUGUUUGUUUGUUAUUGGAUUUGUAUUCAAUUAUAUGACCAAAUAAGACAAUAUUAUAGAAAGAAUUUGUUAUUAUUGUUAA